AAUGCCAUUGUAAUUACAUAUGGCCGCCUCCUGCUUAAGAGUGCCUAAACAUUGCCAUAAAUAAAUUGCAGAAAUUCCGAAGAAAGCAAGAUAUAGAUUUCUUUCAAGAUGGAGUCUCCGUCCUCCCCAAAGAGGGCAAGGUCUGAUGCUGAUUUGACUGAACUAUCAAAAGAAGAACUUGUUAAUAGAAUUAAAGACCAAGAAAAAGUAAUUCGUCAGUUGGAAGAGAAGCAAAGAAAUUCUAAAACAGAUGAAAAAGAUAUAAAAGACCUGGAGGCAAAAUUAAAACAGCAUCAGAGAGAUGCUGCACGCAGAGAAAAUACUCUAGUUCACCGAUUGACAACCAAGGAACAAGAACUGCAGGAUUAUAUAAAUCAAAUCCAAGAAUUCAAACAGUCACAGACACAGAACAAAGCACAGUUACAAACAAUGCUUCUUGAUCCUGCAGUCAACCUAGUAUUUCAAAGGAUGACUAAAGAAAUGGAAGAAUGCCAAGAGAAACUGAAACAAACUCAAAACGAACUCAGUGCAUGGAAGUUCACACCCGACAGUCAAACUGGCAAGCGGUUGAUGGCUAAAUGUCGAAUGCUGCUACAAGAAAAUGAGGAAUUAGGAAAAGUCAUCACAUCAGGCAGAACAGCUAAACUAGAAGGAGAAAUAGCAGUCCAGAAACAGCUCGUACAGGAAAUGAAAGGCAACCAAUCUGAACUGGACGAGUUUCUAGGAGACUUGGAAGAGGAUGUAGAAGGCAUGCAAAGCAUGAUCUAUACAUUACAGCAGCAACUGAAAGAGACUAAAGAACAAGUCACUAAGUUGGAGGAGGAGAACUUGACUCUGAAAUCCUCUGUACAAACUAGUGCCCAGUCUCAGACUCCUAAUAGUGCUAUUCCAACCAGUCCCAGCACGGAAAUUAAGAACAUGAAACAGGAAAUGGAAACGGACCCUAUCAAACAGGAAAUCAAAUGUGAACGGACAACAGAGUUUGAGGAGGCUUCGGAAAGAACUCUACAUAGAUGGUCGAGUCAGGAGGAAAUGAUGGACACUGAUCAGGAUUCCCGGGAUGUUCCGGAGGUGAAUCACAUUGCAGACAGACUCCAGCCGACGGCGGGCGUCAAGUGUUCAGACUAUGAGAGCUCACAAGACGGCUGGUCCAGUCCUUAUCCAGAAACCAAAGACGAUAUAAACGGAUCAAACAAACAUGCCCCCCAAUCAGACAGUACGCCCGAAAUGGACCACCUUAGUGACAAGGGGUACUCUGGGGGUGGUGGGGAUCUAAUCCCAAACGGGGUAAAUAGGACUCCAUUGAAGGAAGAAGUGGGAGAAGCAUAAUAUAACAACCAAGUCACAUGCUCAGCGUAGUCAUUUUUAUAAAAUCAUCAUUAUGAGAAUUCUUUUCUUUAAAAUUCAUUUUGAUUGGCUGUGAACCUGUUUCAUAUAACCAAUCAAAUGAAGUAUUACUGUAGAGAAGAAAACAUAUGGUCCAUGAUUGUAUUUGUUAUAACUUGUGUUAAGUGUUGAUUUUGUUAAUGUUUCUCUCCAGAAAACAGGAACAAAAUAUAUUAUGAUGUUGUGAGACAACUAUGACAGGCUUAGGGGGAAGGUAAUAAAUCAAGCAUAUAGAUUUCUUGAUGACAAAAAUAUAUUUGAAAAUCUUAAAAAUGCAUUCUUGAUUCAAGAUAGGAAAUCUUGAUUCAUAUUAAUAAUAAUUGAAAUUUGCCAAAGUUUUGAUUUCAUCUUUAAAUGAUAUGACAUUUUUCUAAAAAGAAAUUUUCAUUUUUAAUCAGUGAUUUUUCAAAUAAUAACAUUAUGCUUUAAGAAUUGCCAUCCUUUUAAAAAUCAUUUGAUAUUAUAAGUUACAUUGGCUAGCAGAUUUUUUUAUUAUUGAUAAUGAAUAUUUUUUUAAUGUAUGAAGUUGUGCUGCCAUAUUGAAAAGGGAUUCUGAUUUUACCAGUCUGUGAAAGACAUGAAGGUGAUAGAUUUUGUUUGAUCUCUUGUUGUCAUGGUAAUUUGUGAAUUCUUAUUAAAAUUAACUUGACAAAUA
This is a messenger RNA of Magallana angulata, 2041 nucleotides long. RefSeq names its product pre-mRNA-splicing regulator WTAP-like. Lineage: Eukaryota; Metazoa; Mollusca; Bivalvia; Ostreida; Ostreidae. Gene Ontology annotation, biological process: regulation of alternative mRNA splicing, via spliceosome. Gene Ontology annotation, cellular component: nucleus. The record is from RefSeq and is a predicted model, not a curated record. Bases 109 to 1329 code for a protein of 406 amino acids. The transcript has 8 exons.